CCAUACAAUUUCUCACACUCUUAACAAAAAAACCAUUCUCCUUCAAUGACUCCUACUCCUAAUUCACUUAUUCACUCAAAAAAACCUUCCUUCAUCAUGGCACCUGCAAUCACCACCACCGCCGUGAAUGCUACCGUUGAGAAACCAAAACUCGACGGUGGUAAAGGCCGUGCCUUUGUGACUUUCCUUGCUGGAAACGCUGAUUACAUCAAAGGUGUUGUUGGUUUAGCCAAAGGAUUGAGAAAAACCAAAACCAUGUACCCUUUGGUUGUUGCUAUCUUACCUGAUGUUCCUGAAGAACAUCGUAAGAUCCUUGUUUCACAAGGUUGCAUUGUUAAGGAGAUUGCUCCUGUGUACCCUCCAGCCAACCAAACCGAAUUUGCUAUGGCAUAUUAUGUCAUCAAUUACUCCAAACUACGUAUCUUCGAGUUUGAGGAGUACAGCAAGAUGAUCUACUUAGAUGGUGACAUCCAAGUGUUUGAAAACAUUGAUCAUCUAUUUGAUCUGCCUGAUGAUUACUUCUAUGCUGUGAUGGACUGUUUCUGUGAAAAGACUUGGAGUCACACUCCUCAGUAUAAGAUUGGAUACUGUCAACAAUGUCCUGAUAAGGUUCAAUGGCCAUCUAAUUUUGGACCUAAGCCUCCUCUAUAUUUCAAUGCUGGAAUGUUCGUUUUUCAGCCUAAUGUUGCAACAUAUCAUGAUCUGCUUGAGAAAGUUAAAAUUACCAAACCAACCCCCUUUGCUGAGCAGGACUUUUUGAACAUGUAUUUCAAGGAUAAAUACAAGCCUAUACCUAAUGUGUACAAUCUUGUGUUGGCCAUGAUGUGGCGUCAUCCUGAGAAUGUUGAGCUUGAGAAAGUUCAAGUUGUUCACUAUUGUGCUGCUGGCUCUAAGCCUUGGAGGUAUACCGGAGAGGAACAGAACAUGGACAGAGAAGACAUAAAGAUGCUGGUGAAGAAAUGGAAAGAGAUAUAUGAAGAUGAGACAUUAGAUUACAACAACAAUGUCAGAGUGGAACGUUUCACAGCUGCUCUGUUAGAGGCUGGUGGUCUGAAGUCAAUGCCUGCAUCAAAUGCUGCUUAAUAUGCUUCAAUGGUUACUAAUUAAAUUAAUAAUGAAGUCUAGCUACGACGAUCAACAAAUUAUUUGCAUCGUCUUAAUUUUACUUUUUUGGUUUUUGGGGUCUUAUAGUUUUUGAGAGACUUUCUUUAGGAGUCAGUUUUUUUCUUUAAUUUUGAUCAAAUCAGCCGUUACCUGAACGGUGGUGUGCUGUGGAUAUAUCUAUAAAUCUUUAAUUAAUAUUAAUAUUAUUACUAUUA
Molecule: messenger RNA, 1319 nt
Organism: Medicago truncatula (barrel medic)
Lineage: Eukaryota; Viridiplantae; Streptophyta; Magnoliopsida; Fabales; Fabaceae
Product: galactinol synthase 2
Exons: 4
Coding region: 46-1083 (345 amino acids)
Molecular function (GO): glycosyltransferase activity
Source: RefSeq, a predicted model, not a curated record